Messenger RNA from Symbiodinium natans, 2397 nucleotides. The record is from the annotation of a GenBank genome assembly. Lineage: Eukaryota; Dinophyceae; Suessiales; Symbiodiniaceae.
AUGCUGCGCCAGUCGCCCGUCAUGAAGCUGCUCCUGGCAGGUAUUGCUGGGGCCUUCCAGGCGAUGGACCAGGAUUUGUCUCUCCCCCAGUCCCUGAGUAACAUCACCUGGUCCUUGGCCACGCUCCGCAUCGUCGACUUCCGCGUGCUCGAGCUUGCAGGCACUUUAGCCGUGACCAACAUGAAGGACUUUAAAGCUUUCGAGCUCGCCUCACUUCUCUGGUCCUUUGCCAAGCUCGGGACGGCAGAGACUAUGGCACCUGUAGUUGGACCCCUCUUUCGGGCCGCCACCGGCCGCCUUAUGUCUUGCGUGCCUGGUGCCGGCUUCCGAAGCCUUGCCACAGCGGCGUGGGCUUUUGCCACGGCCAAGCAGGCGAGUCAGCGCCUCUUCCGGGCGAUUGCCAAAGAGGUGCAGACAUGCCUGCCCACAGCGAACAGCCAGGAACUGGCCAACAUCGUCUGGGCCUACGGCACCGUAGGGCACCGCGAUGACCAGCUCUUCAAGAUGAUCGCGGCAGAGUGCGUGCCGCGCCUUGAGGAGUUCAAGACCCAGGAGCUCUCCAACACCUUCUGGGGCUUUGCAAGCAAUGACUUCUACCAUGAAGCAUUCUUCCACAAGGCCUUGAUCCUCGCAAGGGGGAUGCAGCUGCAGCCACAGCACGUAGCCAACAUCCUAUGGGCUGCUGCCAGACUGCAGCGGAAGCACCCGGCAGCCAAACAAGCUGCUAUGGACAUGAUUCCGGGCUGCCUGCCCUUUAUCACAUCUUUCAAACCUCAGGAGGUGGCCUCCACGGCCCACGCUGUAGCGAAAAUCUUUUCCGCCGAGGCAGACGCGUACGAUCUCUCUGCGCCACCUCAGAUUCCUUUGCAAAUCUCCAUGUUUUUUAGCGCCAUUACGCCCUGGUGCCAAGAGCACAUCACCAUGUUCUCCGACCAGUCUUUAGCAAACAUCGUCUCUUCUUUUGGCAUGCUACGAAUCCAUCUCCACCCCUCGCUACUGGCUGUUGUGGAGCAGCAAGUUCUGGCCAGACUGAAGGCAUCCGACCAUGCUGCGCUCGUGGUGUUCUUCCGAGCCGCAGUCCAGUGCCCGCAGUUGGAGCGUCUACGGGCCCAGCUGGCCACCACAGUAGCCUCGGAGUUGGGGAACUUCAAGAGCAAGGAACUCCGUUCCCUGGCCUUCACGCGAUCAGUGAAGCUGGGCAUAGUGCAUCAAGACGCAGAUCCCAAUGUGGAGGACCUCCUGAGAUGGUGCCUCGAGAUGACGCAGCCCAUCCAGGCCCAGUCCAUCCAGCCCCUCCAGCCGAUCCAGUCCCGACAGCAGGAGCAAGAGGAUUUGGCGAAGAAGGCGGCCAUCAAUGCAUGUGCGCAAGCGAGUCUGGAGAUGCGCUUGCAGGGGCAGCUGCAGCAGGAGUUGCUUUGGCUGCAGCAAGCGCAGGCACAAGCACAGGCCCAAGCAGCGCGAGCUGCAGCGCAGGCUGCGGCUGCCCAGGCCGCGGCAGCGGAGAGGGGCAUGAUGCUACGUGCAUCCCAGGGGCUCUCGAGCGUGCCAGGCGUCUCCGGUGUUCCGGGCGUCCUCGGACCGGGUCAGGGAAUGAUGGGGGCCGAACCGCUCCCGAACAGCGGCUGUGGCUCCUGUAGGUACCCAGCACCGCAGCUGUCACCACCGCCACUCCCUUGGCAAUCGCAGGCAGUGCAGCCGGUACAGCCGCAGCUGUCCCAGCUGUCGCAGCUCUCGCAGCCCUGGAGCUUGCCAAUGGGAGGCCCACAGAUGCAGGCCAACAGCCCUAGCCUUCCCCGGCAGCUUCCACAAGCACCAACCCUAGACCUUCCUCGUGCAGACCUUGUACCGCCACCACAGGACCUGGCAGGUGUCGUGGCUGCUGCGGGCCCCGCGCCAGUGCUACAAAAGCCUGGCAGCCAACCGCAGGAGGAGACAGGACGUUACCCGCGGAAGCCAUCCAAGAAGUUGAGCUCACCACGUGAGGUGCCACCAGCAGGGCUGUCCGCAUCGUCGGGCAGCAAAGACAUCACCCUAACAUCUGAGCCGCUGGUUCCCAAUGUUGGGGAGGAAGACGACGACCUUUUUGAUUUCCAGUGGCCUGAGGGGGUUCCAAGGACUGCCCUGCACCCCCGUGGACUCUCUGCCUCGGCGGGUCUUACUGCCUCUGCCAACCUCAUGGGCAGCCGUAGCUGUGGAGAAGACCUGUUCACCGAGUUGAAGCAGGAGUUGCAGCAUCCUAUGAAUGCUGGCUUUGCUACGCCGACGCAGUCGACGGACCUUAGCUUCUUGACGCAGAUGCGGCAGAAGCUUCUGCUGAGCCAGGACAUGCAUGGCUUGGAGGAUGGCCUACAACUGACUGAAAUUUCCCGAAGAGUUUCACCCGGCACAGCGGAGUAA